AUGACGGAAUCAAAGUACAGUUACAGCAUAGUCCCAGGUUAUUUCCUGCAGGAUGAUCCGGCUACAGACCCAGCCACUUUCGACUAUGUCAAAUCAGACUUCGGUCUAAUCGCCAAAUCUUAUGACACUGAAAAAGAAACUCUCCAAACAACUCAAUGGCAACGUUUCAGCGAACACAUCAAAACCCUGAACUCCAACCCCCACCAAAAAUACAAAGUCCUCUUCCUAGGACGACACGGCGAAGGCGUCCACAACGUCGCCGAGACCCGCUACGGCACGAAAGCAUGGGAUGAACACUGGUCUCUGCUCGAUGGAGACGAGUACGGAAGCUGGGUCGAUGCCCACCUCACCGAGAAGGGAAUCGAUCAAGCAAAGACCGCCCACGCUGCUUGGGAAGAACAGAUUGAGAAAGGUGUUCCGGCGCCGCAGUCUUACUAUGUCAGUCCCUUGAAUCGGUGCCUGGCAACGGCACAGGUUACUUUUGCUGGCUUGCCUAUGUCUGGCACGGAGCCGUUCAAACCCAUUGUUAAGGAGCUCCUCCGCGAAACAAUGGGCGAACACACCUGCGACAAGCGCUCCACUGCGUCAGCCAUCAAAUGCGAAUACCCAGAAUACAUCAUUGAACAAGGUUUCACAGAAGCAGAUGAACUAUGGGACGCAAAGACCCGCGAAUCAGACCAAGAUCGGGACGCGCGACUGCGCCGGUUCCUGGACGAUGUCUUCGACACUGAUGAGAAUGUUUUUGUUUCUAUGACUGCCCAUUCUGGUGCCAUUAGUAGUAUUCUGCAGGUUGCUGGGCAUCGCUGGUUCCCACUUGCUACUGGGGGUGUUAUUCCUGUUGUUGUUGUCGCUGAGAAGGAGACGACACAACUUACACCUGCGGCUACGCCAGCGCGCGAUCCUGAGAUGAUGAGGACUUCUAUGGCUACGCUUAUGGCUUUGCUUGAGAGGGCUGAUGGGGACGGGAGGUUGUCUAGGUUGAUGAGCGCUGUCUCUGGGGGGCGGGCGACGAGAGAGGAGAUGGAGGAGUUUACGGCUAUUGUGAAUAAGCAGGCUUUUCCUAGUGAGGGAAAGUGA
Molecule: messenger RNA, 1077 nt
Organism: Penicillium antarcticum
Lineage: Eukaryota; Fungi; Ascomycota; Eurotiomycetes; Eurotiales; Aspergillaceae
Product: histidine phosphatase family protein
Exons: 4
Coding region: 1-1077 (358 amino acids)
Cellular component (GO): cytoplasm
Molecular function (GO): phosphatase activity
Source: RefSeq, a predicted model, not a curated record